AUUGCGAUCAUGAACCAACCAUACCACCAUGAUCGCAGAAACGAGCUGCAUCGGAUGAUGCAUUGAUCCGAUGGGGUUGGGAUGCACAUCCGGAUGGCCCAAUCUCUUGAGAAGGGGGGUGACAAAGUGGAGAAGAGACCCAGUUAUCGUAUUUUUUUCAGCAAUGCCAUUCGUUAGUUAUCCUUUUCCCUCCCUCUCCAUUGGUCAUCUCUUUCUGCGUCAACAACAUCCAUUCGAUAGCUCCUCAUUCGGUGCCAUGCACACAUCCACACGCAUACAUCCAUACGCACACAACCACACGCACACACACUGAUCCAUGCACUCCAUGUCUGACAUGAAAGGCAUACCAGCGUCCUGAACUAAAGUUUAAAGCGGAGGAUUCGAGGUCACACUGGCAAACAAGUGUGCUGGAAAUCCAUAUCUAAUGAAUACUGCUUUGAAACAAGGCCCCAUUGGCACAUUCACAGCGCGACGUGC
Molecule: messenger RNA, 477 nt
Organism: Gamsiella multidivaricata
Lineage: Eukaryota; Fungi; Mortierellomycota; Mortierellomycetes; Mortierellales; Mortierellaceae
Exons: 1
Coding region: 71-313 (80 amino acids)
Source: RefSeq, a predicted model, not a curated record